Molecule: messenger RNA, 1365 nt
Organism: Dermatophagoides farinae (American house dust mite)
Lineage: Eukaryota; Metazoa; Arthropoda; Arachnida; Sarcoptiformes; Pyroglyphidae
Product: WD repeat domain phosphoinositide-interacting protein 3
Molecular function (GO): protein binding
Source: RefSeq, a predicted model, not a curated record
UCCAAACAUUCAUAGAUAACCGAUUUUAUCACAUGCAUGCAUGACAAUUCAACAUUGGUAUACCAGCUGCUGCCAAAUCAUCUUGCUCAAAGGUGAAGAUUGCAAACAUUUAAAAAUCUAUACAGUCAUCGUGAAUGCAUGUUGAUAUAAAUUGGCCAUUUAUUGUUAGAAAGAGAGGUAGAAAAAAUAAAUUCCUAAAAGUGAUCCACCCAUAUUCGAGCGAUCCCAUCAGGGUAAAAAAAUGAAUGUGCAAAAGAUCGAUUCAUCAUUGAACAACAAGAAUCUUUUGUUCGUCGGAUUCAAUCAGGACCAAGGAUGUUUUGCCUGUGGCCUGCAGAAUGGUUUUCGUGUUUACAAUUCAGAUCCACUCAAAGAAAAAGAGAAACAAGAUUUCACUGGAGGAGGAAUCGGUUACGUUGAGAUGCUAUUCCGUUGUAAUUACUUGGCUUUGAUCGGUGGUGGUAAUAAGCCUUGUUUCUCUCCAAAAAAACUAAUCGUCUGGGAUGAUUUGAAAAAGAAACACGUAAUCGAAUUGGAAUUUCAAUCGGCGGUUAAAUCUGUCAAACUUCGUCGUGAUCGAAUAGUUGUCAUAUUGGAGACAAUGAUCAAAGUGUACACAUUCACCCAUAUACCACAGCAGUUGCAUGUGUUUGAAACCUGUUCAAAUCCAAAAGGUCUUGGCGUCCUCUGCCCUAACAGUAAUAAUUCUUAUUUGGCUUUUCCGGCACGGAAAAUCGGCAAUGUACAGAUUAUCGAUCUGGCCGAUGGAGAAAAGCAUCCACUUGAUAUAACAGCUCACGAUUCGGCAUUGAGUUGUUUAGCAUUGAACCUUUCUGGCACGAAAUUGGCUACAGCAUCAGAGAAAGGCACACUAAUAAGAAUAUUCGAUACGACUACUGGAAUCCUACUGAAUGAGCUACGGCGAGGGGCAAAUGCUGCUAACAUCUAUUGUAUAAAUUUCAAUCAGGAUUCUUCUUUGCUUUGUGUAUCCAGUGAUCACGGCACAGUACAUAUAUUUGCUGUGGAUGAUGUCCGUAAAAAUAAACAGUCCAAUUUAGCCUCGGCGUCUUUUAUUUCCAAAUAUUUCAGUUCUAAAUGGAGUUUCACUCGAUUCCAAGUGCCUGUUGGUGCUCAAUGCAUAUGUGCUUUUGGUUCCGAGCCUGACUCAGUAAUUGCUAUAUGUGCUGAUGGAAGUUAUUACAAAUUUCGGUUUAAUGCCAAAGGCGAAUGUAAACGUGAUGUCUAUGCCCAAUUUCUAGAUACAAUUGACGAAUGACUAUAAUUCGAACCAGUUUCAUGCUUUUUCUCAUUGAAUCUCAUUGAUUUUAUUAUAAUUAAAUGAUUUACAUAUUGAAAAGUGCCUAA